AUGAGUUACCACAACCACAGACAUCCUCCUCCGCCACCUGGACCAUCACCACCACACGGUCCCCCGGGACCACCAGGUCCACCGCCACCUGUCUUCCACCAUCCACCACCGCCUCCGGACCCAUUUGCUCCCCCACCACCACUUCAUCAUCAUCAUCCACCACCGCCUCCACCAGAUCCCCGUCCUCCUCCACCACCGGUUCUGCAUCAUCAUCAUCAUCAUCAUCCGCCGCCGCCGGGGCCUCCACCGCCUGGAUGGCCUAAUCCUCCGCCUCCACGAAUCAGUUCAACUAACUUAAAUUACACGUGGUCUAAUUUAAUAAAGCUCCAACCAAUAAGAACUAUUCUCAUCAUCCCCCCUCAACUCAAGGUGGGAGGUGCAUAUCAAGCAAUCCCAGCUUGCCAACUAGCUGCUGAAACGUUCGUGGAGCCAAGGCUUUGGUAUUCGAAACUCACUUCUGCUCUUCUCUCUAUUGGUUAUCAACAGUCCGAAGCUGAUCAUUCCCUUCUCACCAAAUCUCAGCCUGGUUCUUUCACCGCUCUUCUCAUUUACGUUGAUGAUAUUGUGUUAGCUGGGGAUGAUGCUAAGGAAAUUCAGCAUGUUAAACAAUUCCUUGAUGCUACGUUUCGCAUUAAGGAUUUGGGGGCCCUACACUACUUCCUUGGUUUAGAGAUAUUCUGA
This is a messenger RNA of Gastrolobium bilobum, 681 nucleotides long. RefSeq names its product pollen-specific leucine-rich repeat extensin-like protein 3. The transcript has 2 exons. The coding region runs from base 1 to 681 and encodes 226 amino acids. Lineage: Eukaryota; Viridiplantae; Streptophyta; Magnoliopsida; Fabales; Fabaceae. The record is from RefSeq and is a predicted model, not a curated record.